AUGGCUUAUCAGGCGUCUCCUACUUUCGCAAGAAGUCCUAACGAAUGUCGUGGCUCUGAUCACCAGCUUCGUUUUUCAGAGCGUAAAGGGUCGGGCACUGGCGCUGGAUCACCUCUUUCUUCGCGUCGUCCUUCUAUCGAUCCAUGUCGUUUGGUUCCGAUGGACAAAACCAUGCACAUCGGUGGAAGCGAUGAGUUCAACGUCCUUUUCAUUGGCGCGGGAAACAUCAUGUUCGGUUCACCAGAGGGACCCUGGAACCACUCCUUCAGGCUUGAGCAUAAACUCGGACCUCGUCUGAAAGUUGUUGCAAUAAUCGACCCUGCCAUCGAGCGCGCUACUGCAAUGAUUCAAAAGAAACGCGACUCUUUCGUUGUUUCGGCGUAUGAGAAAACCCGUGUCUUCAGGACUCUCGAUGACUUCGUGAAGAACAUGGCCCCAAGAGACCGUCCUCGUGCUGUUGUCAUUGGUAGUCCACCAAUGUUCCGGGGUACUCUCCAGCCUGGACGUGACAUAGAGAUACAGAUCACGAAACACUUCCCUGGCGUACCUCUGUUCACUGAAAAACCUAUUGCUACCGGCCCUCAAUACGAGAUCGGCGAUGCCCUCGCCAUUGCAAAACAGAUCGAAGAAACCAAGACUAUUUGUUCAGUGGGAUAUAUGCUUCGGUAUCUGCAAGGAGUCCAAAUGAUUAAACAGACUAUCGAAGAGAACAACCUCACUGUUAUGGCUACUAUUGCUCGUUAUGCCUGUGCCUACGAGGCCAUCGCUAAGCCCGACUGGUGGGACAAAUCGAAAAGUGGUGGCCCAGUUAUCGAACAAGGCACGCACUUCUGUGAUCUUUCUCGUUACUUCGGGGGAGAAGUAGUUUUGUCCUCUGUUGUGGGACACUCCCUAGAGUUUGACGAGAAACCGGGGCAUAUUUCCAAGAUGCAGAUCGACGAGAGCAAGAUUGCACCAGAAAAUCGCAUUUCUCGUAUUACCAGUGCUACAUGGAAGUACGAAAGUGGGGCGAUUGGGGUUUUCACCCACUGUGUCGCUUUGCAAGGCACGAACUACAGCUGUGAAUUGGAGGUUUACGCCGAUGGAUAUUGCUUCAGACUCGUUGAUCCAUAUGUUCAACCCAUUCUCUAUAUCCGUGCGCCGGGUGAAGACAUCGAGAAAGUCCUCCGAUUCCCCGACGACGAUCCCUUCUUUUCUGAGAUAUCUAACUUUAUUGAUGUCGUUGAAGAUGUAGAGGAGAGCCCUGAAGCUGCAGUAAUUCUCUCCAGUUACGAAGAUGCGUGUCGCUCGUAUCAACUCACGUGGGCCAUUCGGGAGGCUACAGAACGUUCUCGUGCAGGAAGACUUCCUAUGAGAAAUGGGAUCGAGGCAAAGGCUUUAUGAAUACAAUAUCAGCACCUGAAGUAUUCUCGAGAAGAAAGAAAUGUACAUACUUCGAAUGCGACAGUCGUCGACAAUUUGGAUUUUUUGCUG
Messenger RNA from Marasmius oreades (fairy-ring Marasmius), 1473 nucleotides. RefSeq lists its product as uncharacterized. The record is from RefSeq and is a predicted model, not a curated record. Bases 1 to 1383 code for a protein of 460 amino acids. Gene Ontology annotation, molecular function: nucleotide binding. NCBI's taxonomy places the organism in Eukaryota, Fungi, Basidiomycota, Agaricomycetes, Agaricales, Marasmiaceae. The transcript has 9 exons.